AUGUCUUCUGCACACAAGCGUGAGAUACGGAGAAGGCCUGAGCGUGCCGGCAUGCCUCCACGCAUCUUCGAUGGAAAUGAGCAAAUCGGAGGAACUAGUUACAAGCCCCGACGUCGAGCAAGUAUCGAGGAGCGGAUGAGAAAGAACGCAUACCACUCAAUCCUCGAGAGUGGACAGCUGCCAAGCGACCUUGAAGCCAUCGAUGGUGUUGACACAGACAUGCAAGGACCCGUCCAGUCAGAGCCCCUUAAAGAAGAUUCACUUAAUAUACAGAAGUUGCAACCUGCACUACCAUUGCCUAAUGCACUUGCAGAGACACCCAGACCGUCAAAAGUAAGCGUGCUAUGCGGCCGCCAAGACCCAAAAUCUUGGUACUUGACGCGACGCUUGGUUAGGAUGCCUGACAACCAUGACGAUCACCUGGUAUCACUCGUCAAGCAUCGCAACAUCGACCCUGACGCAGCGGAGCUUCACCGAAUUUGGCAACAUACUGGUGUUGUUCCGACACGCUACCGCGAUAUCAACUUCGACCCCGACGGCAUUGACCCGCAGCAUACAUGGAUCGCAUGCUGGCCAUUGAUGAAUGCGGUGAUACAUGGGUUCAUGCUAGAAGAUGACAAAUUCGUCUACCGAAUGAUGUAUUUACUCGAUGAAAAGAUUGUGAGCGGUGUACGUCCAGAUGUCGAUACGAUCUCGCAUGUCUUCGGCGAGAAGCGACAGCACACACCGAUGAUGUUGCAGCAUUUCCUAGUUGAUCGCUGGAUCAACAAUAGUACUCAAGGAUUUGGUGACGUCGAUCCGCAUAGUUUGCCAGAGUUCUUCGUUUGCGCCGCACUCGACACGGCCAUGCGACGCCUCUCGCAGGAUACACGAUCUUCACUGCCAUCAGGCUGUCGAUACCAUACGCAUUCGAGGCCAGACGGGUGCUACAAGAACAGAACCCUGCCAAUAGAGGCCGGAAGACAAGAACGCUACAAGUAUCGUCGUGAGAAGGCGUCUCGGGAAGCCGCGCAAGUCGCUACUGAUAUGAUUGAGUAUGGCAUUCGAACUGUUGAUUGGGAGGAGCGAAGAGCGGAGGCGCACCGAGCGCUUCACGACCAGGUCGAUGAUUAUUCACCCACUUCCAGUAGCCGGUUAGAAGCCUCAGAACAGAGUUUGGAAGCGGACAACCCAAAAAGGCUUGAGCUAUUAGAUCAUGAUCAUGUAUCAGAAACAGAGAAUGAUCUAGACUACCAUCUCGAAGUUAGGUAUUCGCCUUCGCCCAUGUUCGGGACAGCGCAAGCUGGAGGAGCCGUUGAUGAGGUGAAGUUUGCCCCACCGGCACGCGAGCCGCCGCCACCACCACCACCAUCAAGCGAUUCUGCGAGACAUGAUGACAGCAGUGUCGAAAACGAACCAUCCUUGGAAAAACUAUCAUCAGACCACGACGUUGCAAUGUCGUUAAAUGGCGAUGCGACGCCACUCAUGGAGAGUGAGGAAAGCUUUGAGUCAAAUCUCUUGGACGCGCCUGCCAUUCCGCCAGAACACGAAACGGAUGCACGGACCGCGUCGCGUGAGAGCUCGCGCGAAAAGGAGCGCGUAACAUGCCCGGGAUCCUUCCCAGAGUCCUGGUCAGGAACUUUGAAGAGCAUUGCUCCAGCGUAG
Molecule: messenger RNA, 1644 nt
Organism: Alternaria atra
Lineage: Eukaryota; Fungi; Ascomycota; Dothideomycetes; Pleosporales; Pleosporaceae
Exons: 1
Coding region: 1-1644 (547 amino acids)
Source: RefSeq, a predicted model, not a curated record